UCCACCUCGUGUUUUACCGAGUGCAGGAAUUUGAAAUGUAUUUGUUUGGGGUUGUGAUCACCGAUUUUCAUCAAAGUUCGUCCAAACAUUUUGUACUUAUUAAAUGUGUCCUGCUGUCUUUUACUUGUGAAGUUCGUUGUUGCAUUUAAAUCAGACUGGUUGGUGCUGCAUGUAUGAAAAUAACAAGUUCUGGAAGGCAAGAGAUAUUUAUGAAUUUUUAUGGUGAUUGCUGAGCACUGUUCUAAAAACUUUUCUGCCUUCUACACAAGCUGAUUUAUUGCAUUACAUACAAAUGCAAUGAUCUGCUGGCGUCUAAAAAUAUUUCUUGUCGAUAUUAUUAUUGGUAAUAGCAAUUAUCUGGUUAGUCGAAGUUUAUGGCCUCUUUGUAAUGGAAGUGCUCCCAAAUUAUUUCUUCCUAGUAUUUGUGUCAUUGGCAUUUCCUGUUCAUUUGCUUUUGGGUUUGUUGAUGGUGGCAGAAGUAUCUGACGGUUGAGGUUAUGGCUUUAAUUAUGGCAUCUCUGAAGCAGUAGUCCUCCCGAAUUAAUUCUUCCUUGUAUUUGUGCCGGGCACAUAUCCUGGUCAUUCGCUGUUGCAUUAUUCGAUGGCGGCAGAAGCAUUUGACGGAAAAGGUUAUGUGGUUAGUUUUUGAUGAGGAAGUGUAGUUUUUCAGGUACGUUCAUGAAUUGAGAUUGUAGGUUAGUACAGGUGGGUGUAGGAAGUACAUUAAGAAAUGUCAUUAUUUUUUAGAUUGCAAUUAUAAGUUCAGUACUGAAAAGAAAACGCCCAGCGAUGGAGACCGAUCCUCUUGAGAUACAUCACGUGGUAAUUAAAAGUGAAGUAUAUGAGGACUAUACUGAUGGUAUUGAGGUUAAACCAUUACCGGUUAUAAUUAAAAGUGAAGUAUUUGAGGACGAUAGUGAUUGUAUUGAGGUUGAACCAACGUCAGUGGUAAUAAAAAAUGAAGGAAGUGGUGACGAUAUUGAGGUUAAAUCAACACUUCACACAGACGACUUGAACGUUGAAAGAGCUAAUAUUAUUUGUUGUUCAUCAUCUGCAUCAUCAUUAGCUACUACGCUGCCUUUGGUUUCUGGCACUGACUGGGAUUUGAAUCAGUGCUGUCGUAUCUGUGCUCAGAAGAGCAGUGAUAUGAUAUCUCUAUUCGGGGAAGAAGGAUUAUUCCGGCAACUAACCCAAAAGAUGAAGGACUGUCUCCAAAUAAUUGUUUUGGAAAGUGAUGAUUUGCCAACAGCAGUAUGCUGGAAAUGUGUUUCUAAGCUUGAAGUUUGUUUCGAACUAAUGCAAGAAUACAUAAGAGGGCAAAAUGUGUUUCAAAGACAGAGGUUUAGUCAGGAAAUGCCAUUAACUUGCUCACAGAGAGAGAUGAAGAUGGAAUACGAUGAACGAGAACAGUUAACAGCUGUUGAACAAAGGAAUCAUAUUUACGACACGCAUGAGGGAGGGUUGCCACUGUUGGCAACAAUUAUUGAUGAAAACAAGGAUAUUAGUGAUGUUUCUUGCAGUGGCCCUAGUCAUGUUUUACCUGAUGAUGGGAGAAGCCAUUCUUCAGAAGGAAAUGUGUGUGCAAGUAAGGACACAAGCAAAGGAGGAACGUCAAUACGUGUGAGGAAAUUAAAAGUGUCUUGUGAAUUCUGUGGUAAAGUAUUCAAUCAUACAGGUGACUUAAACAAACACAGACGAAGGCACACAGGCGAACAUCCGUAUCCUUGUCCCCAGUGUCACAAACGUUUCAGUCACGUUAGUAACUUACUUCGUCAUCAAAAGAUACACUCAGGUGAAACACUUCAUCAAUGCGCAACUUGUGCUAGAAAAUUUAGCCGUAAAGACAAGAUGGUUAACCAUAUAAAGAAUUCUCGCUGUAAGCCUAAUCCUUUAAUGUACACCUGAAUAUGAUUAUCACUAUUACCGUUACUAAUUUCCUUGGAAAUGUUCUUGUCAAGAGUACUGUACAGGGACAUGGAUGUGGUGAUAAUGAAAUUAUUCAAAUUUCAGUGAUUUGUUGCUUGUCCUUGAAAGUUAUCUUAACUAUCAGUGGUUUUAUUACUUUGACUGGUGUGCAAACAUAUCUCAGCAUCCUCAUAUGUGGCACCUGCAAGUUGACAACACUUUAUAAUCAAAGUACAAAGGUUUCUGUCUACAGCGUGACACAUUGCUUUUUUGGUCUUUAAUCAUCACGUAGGUCGUGUAAUCACAAUGUUUUGGAACUUGGUUCUCAUUCCGUCUUCAGGCGAAAGGAGGACAGGUGGCUAACAUGCUGGUACCCCUGGUUCAGCUAGUCUGAUACCCGGACACAUCAAUAUUUAUAUUUCAGUGAACACAACUGUACUUUCAUUUUUACGACAAUGACUUACUUAACCAUCCAGUCAUCUCGUUGCCCCUACAUUACAAAACAGCAUUUUCACUUACUUUGAACCAUGUGUAGACUGAUAAAAUAAUUCUGUAGGUUAUUGUAUGCUUUCUUUUGUGUCAUGGCUGAAUAGGUAAAAUGCAAGGUGUACAUCCCCCAAUAUUUGAAUCGGUUGCCUGUUCAAAGUUAUAACACUUUGUGUUUAUUGUUUAGCAUUUUUAUUCAUAGAUGAUAUCAGUUAAAAACAAGUCUGUAAUUAAAAAAGGAACUAUAAUCAUUUUUGCUAAGCACCAGCAGAAAGUGUAGAUGUCACCAAGUCAUGAUUACCAUGCACAUUAAAGGAAGUGUUACACCUUUAGAAUGUGUCCAUUUUUUAGCCACCAGUCUUCUAUGCAAAAUUGGCACAAGAAGAUAUCAGCCUUAAAAUGUUGAAGGGCCUUAUUAUUGUGUGUUAUGGUCCCUCCAUUCUGCUGCUUUGACAUUAUGCUAUCAACAUCACAACAUUGCUGUCUGCCUCAUGCUGAGCACAUGGGGCAAGAUUGACUCAUCACAUUAGAAGUGUGUGAGACAAAACAAAUGUUAGUCAUUUUGAUGACAGUUUUAUCAUUUACUUUCAUAUUUAAAUCAGUUUUGUAGAUUUCACUGAUGAAGAUGAAAGACUAAUGUGAUUUUGUGCUGUAUAGUCUCAUAAAAAUUCACUGAUGUUUUAGACGUGCUUACUUCCUCCGUCAUUAGGAUGAUCAUCAGUGGAGGCAGUAAGUACCUCUGGAAUGUCCAAUUUCUGUGAGAUAAGACAGUACAAUGACCCAGAAGACUGUCAUCUUCAUACUUCGCAUGAUGAUUUGGUUGAACAUUACAAAAUCAGUAGUGGAUAAUGUUAGUAACAUUGAAAGUUUUGCCACCUAUAAAUACUCAUAUUUACAUGAUUCAUUAAAUUAUACAGUACAAAUACAUUGGAUUUCAUUGUUCUUACUCUUUCUUUUCUACCAGUAUAUCUUUUUAUAUCACUGUUUGUUGUUAUGAAAUUAAAAUAGUUAUAUUUUAUUGAAUAAACCAGCUUAUGAUCUGUGUUGGUGAUUUCAAUUUAUAGCUCAAAGGCAUAAAAUGGAAUAGAAUUUACAUUCCAUAGAUCCUUCAUACUACAAGCCAAAGAUGUGGAGCAUGUCAAUAUGAAUAUCAACACUUCAUACAAAUAAAUACCAAUACCAAUAUUAUUGCACAGUUGUAACUAUUUACAUAAAUAUUUAUUGUAUAUAAACAUUUCCCAUUGAAUUAUACUUUACUGCAGAGAGAGAGAAAAGGAGAAAAUUUAUGUUUCAGUCGCUGCCUUGGCAUAAAUGGAAAUAUGAGAUUAAAAUGGAUCCUAAUGAAAUAGAUUUUGAAGGUUCAGCUGGUUCAUAGGAUGUUUAAUUCUUGGACUCUUUUAGACUUGGUAAAUGACCUUUGGUUUCCAUACAUGGUAGGGAAUUUCUUGGCCAGUUGAAUAACUAUCAUAUUCUGAAAAAGCACCCUCAUUCAUGAAUUCUUGUACUAUACCAUGUAAGACAAAGUAGUAUAAACUUGUCAGUUUUAAUUUAUAUCAGCUGUGGUCAUUUUAUUUGUGUUGCUAUGCAGUUUUGUGAGCACUAUGACUCAGAACACCACGGUCAACAUCUUCAGUUCUAAGAAACUAAAAUGUCUUUAAAAUCCUGAAUUGUGCAUAUUGUGUGUGUUCCCCGUUAUUACAUAGUAUGAUUAUUGAUGAAGUUGAAUUUAACCGCCACAUCCCCUUUACUGGCAGCAACUGUUAAUUUUAUUGUUCUUUGUGGAGUGAUACCUGACUCAUAUUUGGAAAGCUUGUAGUGCUUGGUGGUAAGACAGGGUUUCAGCUGAGAAGUGGCAGUUGUAGUAAACACUGUAUUAUUAGUUAUAUGCAAUCAGUGAUGGAAUACGAUUUAUGCAGUAUGAUCUGAUGUGAUGUGGGGCGUCAUCAGAUACCAAACUUGUUGACGGUUAACUCAGUUCUAAUUGCAUUGGAGAAUCUUAGGAAAAUGGUUGUUGCUUUACAUUAAGAUUGUAUGAUUUUUUAUGAUCACAUUAAAUAAGAGCAUAAAUACAUUGAGUUUAUCUCAAAUAAUUACGGGAAACGUCUUAUAAACAUUUUAUAGCUUUUCGAUAAAUAUUCGCGAGAAUUGAUUAAAACUCAUUAUGACUAAGGAUGACGUCAUGCGCAGUUCAGUAUAUCGACAUUCAUUUGAUGACGUUACUUUCUGAUGCCACAGAUGACAUUUGUACACACAUGCGGUAUUAUACUGGCGUGUAAAAAAUACUUUACUUUCGUUCCAUGUUUUUAGGUACCGCAUUUCAAAUUGAGCACGAUUCCAUUUUCGGUCAAUCAGAGUGUCUCUGGAGUAGAACACAGAUGGAUUCUUUUCUCAUAAGACCUUUUUACGAUGACGUCAAUUUUAGCACCUCGUAUUGCAAUACGUGCUGCUCAGCGAGAAUGGUCACCGGUGUUUGUUGGUAUAAUGUAUGGUGGUAAAUGUAUAGGUUGUGGUAGGAUGUAAGAGAAGACUAAUAUUACAUUACAGUUUGAAAUUAUAAAUUUUAUUAAGUCAAAUACUUAUCAGGAAGAGCACAAUGAUGGAAACCGAUCCUCUUGAGAUACAUCACGUGAUAGUUAAAAAUGAAGUAUACGGGGACUAUACUGAUAGUAUCGAGAUUGAACCAAUACCUGUAAUAAUUAAAAGUGAAGUAUUUGAGGAUGAUAGUAACAGUGUUGAGGUUGAACCAGCACACGUAAUAAUUGAAAAUGAGAAAAGUGAGGAUUGUAGUGACGGUUGUGAGGUUAAGCCAACGCCUUUUACAGAUGAUCUAAACGUAUCAAGAAAUGACAUUGACAUUUCUGGUCCAUCUACGCCCUCAUCAGGUAAUGGAAUGCAUUUUGUUUCAAAAACGGACUGGGUUUUGAAUCAGUGCUGUCGUAUAUGUGCUCAAAAGAGUAGUGGAUUGAUUUCUGUAUUCGGUGAAGAAGGAUUAUUCCGACAACUGGUGUUGAAGAUGCGACGCUGCCUGCAAGUAAUUGUUCAGGAAAGCGAUGAUUUACCUACAGCAGUAUGCUGGAAAUGUGUUUCUAAGCUUGAAGUUUGUUUCGAACUGAUGCAAGAAUACGUAAGAGGGCAAAAUGUGCUUGAAAGACGAAUGAUCAGUCAGCAGAAGCCAUAUAAUUGGAAGCAGACAGAGGUUAGAAUGGAAUACAGUCAUCCAGGACAAUUAACAGCUAUGGAACAGGAAAAACACAUUUCUGACACACAUGAGAGCCCCAAUUUAUCAUAUGGAGGACUGCCAUUGUUAGCAGAAGUUACUGACAAAAACAGAGAUAUUAGUGAUGCUUCUUGCAGUGGUCCUAGUCAUGUGAUAUCUGAUAGAGGGAAAAAUAUCUAUCCAGAAGCAAAUACUGAAAGUCAGAACAAAGCAAAGAAAAGAAAGACACGUAUAAGGAAAUUAAAAGUAUCUUGUGAAUUUUGUGGUAAAGUAUUCAAUCAUACAGGUGAUUUGAACAAGCACAGACGAAGACACACAGGUGAACAUCCAUAUCCUUGUCCCCAGUGUCAUAAGCGUUUCAGUCAUGCCAGUAACUUAAUUCGUCAUCAAAAGAUACACUCAGGUGAGACACUACAUCAAUGCGCAACUUGUGCAAGAACAUUUAGUCGUAAGGAUAAUAUUGUUAAACACAUAGAGAAUUCUCGCUGUAAGCCUAAUCCUUUAGCAUACCUGUCGGCAUGAUUGUCACUGUUGCCUGCUUUUUUUUAUUAUUAAAAGUGCCGUGGUCAAAAGCUGCUGCUGCCUUUACAGUAAAGUCAGUUGUAUGAAUAAGUACAACUGUUAUCCAUUUUCAAGUGAAUACCAGCUUUACAUUUCUACUAAGUGAUGUAACAAAGGCCUGACUUACACUGGAUCAACUUAUGUGCUAGGUAUCUUAGUCACUUUCUACAUAGUUGGCACCGUGAACCAAAACACAUCUAACUAACUAGAUGGCUAAGUAACGCGAAGGUUCAUCACUGAAUUAACCAGAGCCCUACACUAGUCCCUGUCCU
Zootermopsis nevadensis is the source of this 6441-nucleotide messenger RNA. The record is from RefSeq and is a predicted model, not a curated record. Lineage: Eukaryota; Metazoa; Arthropoda; Insecta; Blattodea; Termopsidae.